Messenger RNA from Leishmania braziliensis MHOM/BR/75/M2904, 1437 nucleotides. Its product is annotated as putative chaperone protein DNAj. Gene Ontology annotation, molecular function: ATP binding; Hsp70 protein binding. The transcript has a single exon. The record is from RefSeq and is a predicted model, not a curated record. Gene Ontology annotation, cellular component: cytoplasm. The coding region runs from base 1 to 1437 and encodes 478 amino acids. Lineage: Eukaryota; Euglenozoa; Kinetoplastea; Trypanosomatida; Trypanosomatidae. Gene Ontology annotation, biological process: protein refolding; response to heat.
AUGCUCCGCCAACUCUCGGCGUUGGCCACACGCAGAGCAUGCGCCUUCAGUGCAAGCGCGUCUGUCCUCACCGGAUCUACCGCCUCCAGCACCUUCUGUUCCACCACCACCCCCGUCCGUCUGUACUCGAGUGGCAACAAGGACUACUACAAAACCCUCGGCGUAGAUCGAAAUUCCGACUUGAAGGAGAUUAAGAAGGCUUACCGGAAGCGUGCGCUAGAGACCCACCCAGACCAGGGCGGGAACAAGGAGGAGUUUGCAGAGGUGGCCGAGGCGUACGAAGUGCUUAGUAACCCCGAGAAGAGGAAGGUGUACGACCAGUAUGGCUCCGAGGCGGCCACAAACCCAAACAUGGGUGGCCCAGGCAUGAGCGGCUUUGGCGCUGGGGGACGCUCCGCUGAGGAUAUCUUUGCCGAGUUCUUCCGCGGCGGAAUGGGUGGGAUGGGCGGGUUUGGCGACAUGUUCGGCGGAGGUCCUGGUGGUCGUCAGGGAACGCCUACCCUCCAGCCGCUGGAGGUGCGCACGCGGUUGACUCUGGAGGAUGUGUACAAGGGCGUGACCAAGACCAUGCGUGUGAACCGCCCGCAGGUGUGUUCAGAGUGUAAGGGCUUCGGCAGCAAAAGCAAGACAGAGAAGCCAAGGUGCACCCAGUGCAACGGCUCCGGACACGUAGUCCAACAACACCGGAUGGGACCCGGCAUGGUGCAGCAGACGAUCUCCGAGUGUCCGCGGUGUCGCGGGACCGGUUCAAUGGCGAAGCCCGAGGAUCAGUGUCCUAAGUGCCACGGCAAGGGCUACCGCACCGUAUCGCAGGACGUCACGAUUGAGAUCCCAGCCGGCGUGCCGUCGAAUGUGACUCUCGUAGUGCGCGGCGAGGGCGGCACGAUACCUGGUGCGCCGCCUGCAGACAUGCACUUGCAUGUCGAGCUGAGUCCCCACCGUCUCUUUCAGCGCCGCGGCAACGACCUCAUUGUUAAUAAGGACGUGACGCUGCAGGAGGCGCUUCUGGGAUUGCAUAUGCCACUGAAAUUACUUGACGGUCGCACGGUCAACGUUGAAACGACGGCUGAUCAAGUCUUAAAGCCAGAAGGAGUGAUCAAGAUAACUGGAGAGGGUUUGCCUGGCACCUCCGGAGAGCGCGGCGAUAUCUACAUCUUCACCCACCUCAAGAUGCCCAACAAGCUGAACGAGGAUCAAAAGGAGAACAUCAAAAGCGCGUUUGGCGCACCCGGGAGAGAUGCGUCAGCGUCCCCAGGCAAUACCGUGAGGGCGAGGGUGAUGCGCGAGUCUCGUGAGCAGCUGGAGGAGCAGAAGCGUAGCCUGUGGGCCUCGCAAGAGAGUGGUAGCUACAGCGGCGGUAGCGGUGGCAGCUCUCGCCGCUCCGCAGGAAGUACGCCUGGUGGUGGUGCACAACAAGUGGAGUGUGCGACACAGUAA